AUGCAGAGCCGGGCGCCGGCAGUUGGACGGCACGCUACUGCGCAUGUGUUUCAACUACAAGGGUGGGCGCUGGGGUUGAGAGUUUCGAUUGACACCGCAGGUGAAGUCUUUAAGGCUGUGCUGCGCCUCAGCCCUUCUCGGGCCGCGAAGAUCAAGAAGGGCACCACACCUGUAGGUGUUCAGAUGGAGCAGCAGACUACUCAUCCUGCUAACAGAAGAGCCAAAGAGGAAGGUAAUGCAGUGCCUCUUUGUCAAGCCAAACCCUCCCCCAGCUUUAUUAAUCUUCAAGCAAGUUCCCCACCAGCCACUCUCCUGAACAUCCAGACAACAAAGCUGCGUUCACGAGUUAACCAGAAGUCCAAGGAAUGCCUAGGACUCCUAGAAUGUAUGUAUGCCAAUCUCCAGCUUCAGACCCAGCUUGCCCAACAGCAGAUGGCUAUUUUGGAAAAUUUACAAGCAUCCAUGACACAGCUGGCUACUGGUGGGGGGGAAAGCAAGAACUCUUCUCUCCCAGCCUUAGCUCACAAUCUCCUGUUAAAUCACCUGCCCCAGUUCAGUAAAUGA
Messenger RNA from Equus quagga, 564 nucleotides. It is a transcript of the gene TSACC, whose product is annotated as TSSK6 activating cochaperone. The transcript has 5 exons. Gene Ontology annotation, molecular function: protein-folding chaperone binding. NCBI's taxonomy places the organism in Eukaryota, Metazoa, Chordata, Mammalia, Perissodactyla, Equidae. Gene Ontology annotation, cellular component: cytoplasm. The coding region runs from base 1 to 564 and encodes 187 amino acids. The record is from RefSeq and is a predicted model, not a curated record.